UGGAUGAAAUGAAUCAUAAUUUAUAAAAAACAAUCACAAAAAUACAGAUUAAAUCCGGUGACUCGACUCAACUAUAUGAUAAUUUGGGAUGAUGUCAUAUAGUUAUCAAACGUUAUCAGGAUGAAUUCAUUUUUGUAAUUUUGCGUCUAUUGUCUAUACUCCUUUCAUAAUAUUAUUCUUUAUUAAUCUUUUAUAGUUAUUACUUAUUAGUUUUCACUAUUCUACAAGUGUCAAAUAUUUUCUUUUUAUUCUGCUCAACUUAAUAUUGUUACUAAUAAUUUGUUCUUUUGGCGUUUGAAAAAUGGCAGCUAUGGAAAAUCAUUUAUUUAACUUGAAGUUUGCAGUCAAAGAAUUAGAAAGAAACUCCAAGAAAUGCGAAAAAGAAGAAAAGGCCGAAAAAUUAAAAACAAAGAAAGCUAUACAAAAGGGUAAUAUGGAGGUUGCUCGCAUACAUGCUGAAAAUGCUAUAAGACAAAAAAGUCAAUCACUGAAUUAUUUACGUAUGAGCGCUAGAGUUGAUGCAGUUGCUUCAAGAGUUCAAGGAGCUCUUACCACUAGAAAGGUGACUCAAAGUAUGGGGGGUGUUGUAAAAGCAAUGGAUGCAGCAAUGAAGUCUAUGAAUCUUGAAAAAAUUUCUUCAUUGAUGGACAAAUUUGAAAAUCAAUUUGAAGAUUUAGACGUACAAAGUUCUUACAUGGAUAAUACUAUGUCUCAAAGUACUACUACUGCUGUGCCUCAAGGGGAUGUUGAAAAUUUGUUGCAGCAAGUUGCUGAUGAAGCUGGAUUGGAACUAAAAUUAGAACUUCCUACCAAUCCUCAAAGUAUCAGUUCUUUAUCUUCUACUACAACAGAACAAGACGAGCUUACACAACGUUUAGCUCGUCUCAGACAAGCUGAAUAAAAGAACAAACUCACAGGCAAACAGCUAUAAUUUUGACUUAAAUUAUAAUUUUGAUUUAUAGUUCAACACUUUUUUGGUCAAACCGUUAUAGAACUCAUCAAAAGUUCUCAUAUUAUUUUUAUCCAUUAAAAAAAUGUCCAUAAUAUAUUGUUUGAGAAUAACCAACAUCCUAAAUAUGCAAGAGAAAAGUUUUUUUUUCAUUUGGAUACAUACUGUCAUCUUAUUAUUAUAGUAUUAUAAUUUUUA
Molecule: messenger RNA, 1147 nt
Organism: Metopolophium dirhodum (rose-grain aphid)
Lineage: Eukaryota; Metazoa; Arthropoda; Insecta; Hemiptera; Aphididae
Gene: Chmp1
Product: charged multivesicular body protein 1b
Exons: 5
Coding region: 302-901 (199 amino acids)
Biological process (GO): late endosome to vacuole transport; protein transport; endosome transport via multivesicular body sorting pathway
Cellular component (GO): multivesicular body; ESCRT III complex
Source: RefSeq, a predicted model, not a curated record